AUAUUUGAUUACUUGAUUGCAUAGUGACUGUCAUUACUUAAUAGCAUACAAGUGAUUUUUCUAGCUCAUAUUCCGUAGUUAUAAAAUUCUGUUAGUUGAAUUUGUUACUAUUUGUUUGCUUUUGCGAUUUCUAUUUGAAUUAACUGUACAUAAGUGAGCUGAAUAAUGUCUCUCAAUACUGCACACGCCAAUGAUGGCGUAUUGAUACAUACUGGAGAAUAUAUUCUCAUCUUCAGUGAUAGUGUCACUCUUCAGUUUGACGGACAACCUGGUGCUGAAUUUUUGGGAAAGAAAGUUGGCCGUUUAUAUCUAACCACUCAUCGGAUGAUUUUUAAUAAUAAAUCAUCUAAUGAUCGAUUGCAGUCAUUUAGUUUUCCAUUUAUCACCUUGUCUCAGGUUGAGCUUGAGCAGCCUAUGUUUGGAGCAAAUUAUUUAAAAGGAAAGGUUACCGCACAGCCAAAUGGCAAUUUUACUGGCACAGCAGCAUUUAAGCUUCAAUUUAAAUCUGGUGGGUGUAUUGAAUUUGGGCAAGCAAUGUUACGUGCAGCACAAUUAGCAACUCGCAAUGCUCAAAAUACCGCCCCACCACCAUAUACUCCACCUACCGGACCCUGGUAUGCAGCUCCUCCACCAGCAUAUCAACCAUCUCCUCAAGGUUAUUAUGGAUGGAUGCCCCCAACUGAUCAAUUCCCAAAUGCACCACCACCAAAUUCAGUAUUCAUGAGUGACAACCCGCCUCCAUAUCCUGGACUAGUCCCUAAUGGAGGCUACAAUCAAGGACCUAGUGCUCCUGGAGCACCACCAAUGUAUCCUCAGCUGAAUCAGUAUGGAAAUCCAGCAAAUUAUCCCACACCGAAUGGUGCGCAAGGAUGGAGCAAUCCUACAGCUCCUGCAAAUUCUAAAGCAGCAGAGGCAGCUCAGAGUGCUUAUUAUGAUCCUAAUCAACCCCAAACGGCUUAUGUUCCUCCACCAUCAUAUUAUGAGCAGCCUCCAAGCUACCAGAACGCUACUAAGAAAAAAGAUGAUUAAAAUAAUCCAAAGAAAAUAAUGCUACUGUUGUAACUUUGUCACACUGCAUAUGCCUUUUUGAGAUCACAUAUUAGAACUGCUAGAUAUUAAAUAUAAUAUAUAAAAUAUAUAAAUGUGCAUGAUCAUCAUUUGACUAAAAAUCAUUCCUAUUAGAGAAAUAAUUUAUUUAAAUUGGGGCUGGACUUCAUUACUGUGAUUUUAAAUAUGAUUGGAAAUUUCUUUGAGGGAUAUAUAAUUAAGUCAAAUGUCUUGCGAAUGAACUAAAGUUUUAAUUUUUAAUGUUUAGCGACGCAAAAAACUCAGUGACAAUAAAUAGUUCAAAAUUUUGUUAUUUCAUGUAUCACAAAAAGCUCCAAUACAAUAUGCUUAUAUAAUUUUAUAGAAAAAAAUGUUUUAAAUAUAUAUAUUUUAAAUUGG
This is a messenger RNA of Ctenocephalides felis (cat flea), 1446 nucleotides long. RefSeq names its product WW domain-binding protein 2 (gene Wbp2). The transcript is spliced from 7 exons. The record is from RefSeq and is a predicted model, not a curated record. Bases 166 to 1029 code for a protein of 287 amino acids. Gene Ontology annotation, molecular function: transcription coactivator activity; chromatin DNA binding. Gene Ontology annotation, biological process: positive regulation of DNA-templated transcription. NCBI's taxonomy places the organism in Eukaryota, Metazoa, Arthropoda, Insecta, Siphonaptera, Pulicidae. Gene Ontology annotation, cellular component: nucleus.